AUGUCGAAACGGUGCGCAUUGACGCUGUUACUGAUAAUGGCGGUGUGGAAUUCAGGCUCAUCAGAAGAGGAGGAGGAAUGCAAGAACCGAUGGAUCCACAUAAGGAAGCUUCCUUCGAGGUUCAAUCUGGAUCUGCUCGCAAACUGUUCGGAGUAUCCCAUGUUGGACGACCUAUGCCCCUACCUCGGAAACCACGGUCUGGGACAAAAGACCCACAACCGCUCCCGGAGUUGGUACCGAACGGACUCCUCCAUGCUGGAACUCAUCUUCCACCGUCGGAUGCUGGAGUACCCAUGCCUCACGCAAGAUCCCUUCCUCGCAAACGCAAUCUACCUCCCCUACUACGCGGGCCUCGACGCCUUGCCCUACCUCUACGGCCCAGAAUCCAACUCCUCCGCCCUACACGGCCUCCACCUCUUCCACUUCCUCCAACAAGACAACCCGCAAAUCUGGGCCCGCCACAUGGCCUACGACCACUUUCUCGUCAUGGCCCGCCCCGCCUUGGACUUCUCCCAACCCCUCACCAACGACCCUCCCAUCUGGGGCACCUCCUUUCUCGAGUUGCCCCAAUUUUUUAACAUCACCGCUCUCACGCUCGAGGCCCGCGCGUGGUCCUGGCAGGAACACGCCGUUCCCUAUCCCACCUCUUUCCACCCUGCCAACCUCGGACUUCUCGAAUCCUGGCUCACCCGCGCCCGCCGUUCCAAGCGCUCCGUCCUCGCGCUCUUCGCCGGGGGAGGCAUCAGCGGCGGCUCCGCCACGCCCAACAUCCGCCGCAGCAUACGCAGCGAGUGCGAGAAUACCACCGUGGACUCCUAUUACGAGAAGUUGUGCGAGAUCGUGGACUGCUCCAGCGGGGUUUGCGAGCACGACCCCAUUCGGUUCAUGCGGCCCAUGCUGCAGGCGAGUUUCUGCUUGCAGCCUCCCGGGGACACUCCCACGCGCCGUUCCACGUUCGACGCGAUACUCGCCGGGUGCAUACCCGUUUUCUUUGAGGAGCUUUCGGCGAAGUCUCAGUACGGGUGGCAUUUGCCCGAAAAUGAGUUUGAGGAAUUCUCUGUGUUUAUUCCGAAGGAGGAGGUUGUGUUCAAAGGGUUGAAGAUUUUAGAUGUGUUGCAACGGAUACCUAGGGCUAGGGUUAGGACCUUGCGGGAGAGGGUUUUGAAGCUGAUACCCAGUGUCUUGUACAGGAAGCAUAAUAGUUCCCCCGGUCUCAGAACUAAGAAGGAUGCAUUCGAUUUAGCCAUUGAUGGUACAUUGGAUAAGAUUCGAUCCAGGCUUCAGGAUCUUGAUUUUGUUAUCUAA
Messenger RNA from Sphenostylis stenocarpa, 1305 nucleotides. Lineage: Eukaryota; Viridiplantae; Streptophyta; Magnoliopsida; Fabales; Fabaceae. The record is from the annotation of a GenBank genome assembly.